Molecule: messenger RNA, 3019 nt
Organism: Grus americana (Whooping crane)
Lineage: Eukaryota; Metazoa; Chordata; Aves; Gruiformes; Gruidae
Product: SRSF protein kinase 3-like
Exons: 12
Coding region: 757-1869 (370 amino acids)
Biological process (GO): regulation of mRNA processing; spliceosomal complex assembly; protein phosphorylation
Molecular function (GO): ATP binding; protein kinase activity
Source: RefSeq, a predicted model, not a curated record
CCAGCACCAUGGGGCUUUUCCCUCCUGCCCCCUCCAUGGUCUGUGAGCCACCGGCAAUGACCGUGUGCCACCUUCCGCUGCCGGCUCCCACGUCUGCGCUUUGCCUUGCUGUGGAGACUGUGGAGCCGCAGCAGGCUGACAGACCUGCUGCCAGGGAAGCUGGGGAGGCAGGGAGAAGCCAGCAGUAAAGUGAACCCACUGCAGCUGUCCUAGGUCUCCUGCUAUCCCGAAGCCAAGGUUGUUCCCAGAAGCGGUGCUGUGAUCCGAUACCCUGCCCUGCUCCUCACCACGUCCAUCCAGCGAUGCAGAAGGCUUUGGUCUGCUCAAGGACACCCCUCCCGGGCAGCAUAGACUAAAAGGAGAGCAGGACCAGCUGGUAUCUCACUUUGGGGUGCUCCAGAAUGAGCCAGAUGACAAACGGAGCGGCGUGCCCUGCCUGCGAGCUGCUGCACGGAGUAACGUGCUGAAGGGAUCGCACCACCCGUGCCCCAGGACCCGGUUCCCCACUGCCUCCGUCCCCUCGUGCCAGGAUCUGCUGCAACGUUGGGCCAUGGAGGAGCAGGUGCAGGAGGAGGUGCCGGCAGCCCAGCGCACAGGUCAGUCCUCGGGUGCACGGCUCCAGAGCCGAGAUCGUGCCAGGCUCUUCCCAGGUCAGAGGUGGCUACCGGGACCUGUCUGGCCGUUCCUCUGGGAGGACGGCUGUCCUCAGCUGCUCUUUCAGUCCAAGAGCAUUUAGAGAUGUAAUGUCUCUUGGCGAUGGUCCCCGCAGGAGGCCACCACCCCGCACGGGAAGGAGAGGUGUUCAACACGCGAUACCAGGCUCUGUGCAAGCUGGGCUGCGGCACCUUUGCCACCGUCUGGCUGUGCCAGGACAUGAGGAGGAAGAAACACGUAGCUGUGAAGGUCCUGAAAAGCAGGGAGAGCUUUGCUGAGGCUGCCCAGGAUGAGGUUGCUCUCCUCCGCUGUGUGAGCAGUAUGAAGAAGAAGGACCAGGCAGGAGAAAACAUCGUCUGUUUGUUAGACGACUUCAGAAUGAUCGGAGAGAACGGCUUCCAUGUGUGCUUGGUAUUUGAGGCGCUGGGUCCUUCCCUGCGAUGUCUGAUGGGUAACUACGCAGCCCAGGGACUGCCUCUGCCGUUUGUGAAAAAGUCUUUACAGCAGGUGCUGGCAGGGCUGCACUUCCUGCACAAGCGCUGCCGCAUCAUCCACGCAGACAUCAAACCGGAGAACGUCUUGCUGUACGGACGCGACAAAAGCCUCCAAAGGCUUCUGCCCGAUACGCUCGACUGCGGCCAGAGAACAGAUUUGAGGCUAAAGGGACCAGGAGGUGAUCCUGGCAAUCGAUUGGAAGAAUCUGAUUUAAUGAGCAUAGAAGUGAAAAUUGCAGAUCUGGGCAGCGCGUGCUGGACAUACAAGCCUUUUUCCAAGGAGAUACAGACCCAGCCGUACCGUGCCCUGGAAGUGCUGCUUGGAUUGGACUAUGGCACUCCUGUGGAUAUCUGGAGCACGGGCUGCCUGGCAUUUGAAAUGGCAACUGGGGAGUGUUUAUUUGAUCCUCAACCUGGGAAAUAUUUCUCCAGAGAUGAUGAUCACGUUGCUCGUAUUAUUGAACUCCUGGGAAGAAUUCCUCCCCACAUUGCUUUCUCCUGGAACAAGUCAACAAAUUUUUUCAGCAGGCCAGGCGCUCUCCUGCGGAUCUCCAGGCUUUCCCCCCGCAGCCUCCACAGCAUCCUGGUGGACAGACACAACUGGACAAAACAGGAGGUCACCCCCUUCACCAGCUUCCUGCUGCCCGCGCUGCAGUACGCACCCGAGCGCCGGGCCACAGCCGCCCAGUGCCUGCACCACGCGUGGCUCAGCGCUCCAUGACCGGCACCUGCGCUGGAACCGCCUCUUCCCCCCGCCGCCCCGGAGCUCUGCGGGACCCGCGAACGCUUUCCAGCCCCGCCGCAGCGGCCGCGCCCGCCCUCCCGCGGGGGCGGCGGUGGCGGGGCGGGCCCGGGGCUGGCUGGCUGCCAUGGCGGGGGGCGGCGGGCGCUGCGCACAAGAUGGCGGCCGGAACGGGCCGCCCCUCAGGCGUUGGCGGCUCCUCAGCCCCAGGGGCACGACUCGGCCGCCACCCCCGGUACGCGGCACUGCCCUUCCGAGCGACCCCGGGAGCGGGGCGGUGGCCGCCCCCUGCGCUCGGCCUCCAGCUUUGUCUCGGUACUCCUCCCGCACUCGGACUCCAUCCGCCUUCCUUAAACGGCCCUUUAGUUCGGGUAGUCCGCGCGCAGCGUUAAUUGCAAGCAGCAAUUAGCGUCCUGUGCUCCCUAAGCCGGUAAGGCUGUGUAAGGGGGGGGGGGAGGGGGGCAAGGGCAGAAAGGGCCCUUCCGUGCCCGUCUGCGCCUAGCCUUCCUCGCGGGGCGCCCGUUCCCCGGCAGCGGGAGCGACCGCCGGCCUGCGGCGCAGCCCCCCCCCCCAGCCAGGGGAACGCCGGUAGCUCCGCAGACCGGUCCUGGGUGCGCUCCGCAUUCUCCCAAGCCAGAGGCGGUACGUGGCCAGCGGACACCAGCGCAGCGAGAGCCCCUCGGCUGGGCGCAGGCACCGACCCAAUGCCGCAGGCCGCCUCCCGCCCCCUCCUUCCCGCCGCACGCAGCCGUCCCUCGGUCAGCGCCGACGCCCUUUGUCUGGGGCUCCGGGGACGGAGGACCAGGCAGCUCUGGGCUCCAGCGGUGUGCUGGCACCUCUCCGCGCCGGCCCCGGCCUGUGAGGGGGCGCAGAAGGCGGCAGUCCCGGCGCGUCCUGCGCUCCCCCCUCCAGCCUCAGGAGGACCCGCCGGGCCGGGGGGGGGGGGGGGGGGGAAGUGCAGCCGCCGGAGCAGAGUAGCUCCGUGGCGCGGCACCUGGGGGAGGCAGCGGUGGCAGCCGCCGAUGGAGCGGGGCCGGGGGGCCAGGCUGCCCUCUCGGGCCCCCCUGACACGACCCUGGCCCCGCGGCCGCCCCCUCCCCCCGCGGCGCGGACGUGCCGAGCUGCAGGC